Molecule: messenger RNA, 2134 nt
Organism: Perca flavescens (yellow perch)
Lineage: Eukaryota; Metazoa; Chordata; Actinopteri; Perciformes; Percidae
Gene: ggps1
Product: geranylgeranyl diphosphate synthase 1
Exons: 4
Coding region: 481-1428 (315 amino acids)
Biological process (GO): isoprenoid biosynthetic process
Molecular function (GO): prenyltransferase activity
Source: RefSeq, a predicted model, not a curated record
GUCCCGACGAGUCGUAUGUGUGGUUUUCCAAUUUGCUUACAGGCCGGAAGCUUUUACCGGGCAAUAUAGAAAUGCAACACACAAUGUGCGAGGCACCCAUAUUCCCCACCUACUCUGCGCCUGCUCUGUAACGACAUCGAAGCAUAUAUAGGUAGCUGAUCAAAACUAGCUUGUCUUGAAAAGUGUCUGUAUAGUACGUAGCAAUAACGGCAUUAGCUUAGCAUAGCAUCCGGUACAUUUUCCAGUAACACGCGGACCUAAAAUUAAAUGAACGUGUAUAUGACAGUCAUAUCGUGUGUCUUAAUCGACCAGCGUUAAAGUGGAAGUUUUUAUUUUGAAAAAAGAAAAGAAAUGCUCAACGGCGGUUUACCGGCACGUUUAUGUUAGCCUGCUAAUGCUAGCUAACUAGCAGUCUGGCUAUAAGGAAUACAAGUCAUCAGACUGACAGGCAGCAGCCAAGAUUUGGGGGAACUUGAAGCAAUGGAUGGCGACACGGAAGCCCCCUCUGGGCGAAUUCUUCUGGAACCGUACAAGUACUUGUUGCAAUUACCAGGAAAGCAGGUGAGGACAAAACUCUCCCAAGCAUUUAACCACUGGCUCAAUGUUCCAGAGGACAAACUACAGGUGAUCAUCCAGGUGACUGAGAUGCUGCACAACGCCAGCUUGCUCAUAGACGACAUCGAAGACAGCUCCAAGCUGCGGCGAGGCUUCCCUGUGGCCCACAGCAUCUAUGGCAUCCCCUCCGUUAUCAACUCAGCCAACUACGUCUACUUCCUGGGGUUGGAGAAGGUGCUGACCCUGGAGCACCCUGAGGCUGUCCGAGUGUUUACCCGGCAGCUGCUGGAGCUGCACCGUGGUCAGGGUCUGGACAUCCACUGGAGGGACACCUACACCUGUCCCACUGAGCAUGAGUACCGCAACAUGGUGCUACAGAAAACUGGAGGGCUCUUUGGUCUGGCUGUGGGUCUGAUGCAGCUCUUCUCAGAUUGGAAGCAGGACCUGAAACCCCUCCUGGACACACUGGGCCUCUUCUUCCAGAUCCGCGACGACUACGCCAACCUGAGCUCUCGUGAGUACAGCGAGAACAAGAGCUUCUGUGAGGACCUGACUGAGGGAAAGUUCUCUUUCCCCACCAUUCACGCCAUAUGGUCGCGUCCAGAGAGCACUCAGGUGCAGAACAUCCUGAGGCAGCGCACAGAGAACAUGGACAUCAAACGAUACUGUGUGGACUACCUGGAGAAGGUCGGCUCGUUUGCCUACACCCGUCAAACUCUGCGAGACCUGGAGGAGGAGGUCUACCGCCUCAUCGGGGAGUUUGGGGGAAACCCUCAACUGGAGAGCCUCGUCAAACACCUCAGCCAAAUGUAUCGUGAGGCUGAAGCCGCAGCAGAGUCCAGUACUGAGCCACACUCCAACCAAAACCACUGACCUCAUCCACCAUAACUCACAUACUAGCCCUGCACACUCCACUAGCACAGAAGCUUUGCUAAUACACUGAUGCAAAUAUUACCGAAAGCUCAACACACAUACUGGUAUGUUACAUUCACAAACUAUUCAAUGAGUUACAAUUCAUCAUUAAAACUUGAGAAUUCUGGUAGACAGCUCUGACUGCAUUCAGCAGCUAUGUACGAGCCAGCAAAGCAGCCCCAAAUGUUGCCUUUCUGUUUUGUGUGCUAAAUGGCAUUCUUCACGUAACAAAAUACACAUCACAAAUUUUUGUAUCCAAUUGUAGUUGUGCAGUCAGUGGAAUUUAUAAAAAAUAAAAAAAAAGUUAUCAUCUUAUGUUGGUUUGAUGUUAUAAACAACAAGAUGGCAAUACUCAAAAGCCUUCCUUUUGAUGUGCACUACAGUGCAUAUAAAUGUAUUUUUUAUUUUAGCCUCUAAAUGAAAAUUGUUUAGAGCAGAGUGAAUGCUGGGUGUGUUUUUUCUAAAGUCCUUGUUUAAAUAAGAUGUCUUGAGUGUAUGAUGUGUGAUUUGGGGAUCCUUAAUCAUUAAGCCGCCAGAGUGCCAAUCCUUUAGAAAAGACCUCUGCAACUCAAUUGUCUACUUGUUAUAUAACAUGCUGGCAUUGUAUGCAAAGUAGUGCUCAUGCUGUUUAUGCUCAGCUUUAAAUAAAAACAUUGUUGUUUUGGUU